Cervus elaphus (red deer) is the source of this 3726-nucleotide messenger RNA. It is a transcript of the gene AUH, whose product is annotated as AU RNA binding methylglutaconyl-CoA hydratase. The transcript is spliced from 10 exons. NCBI's taxonomy places the organism in Eukaryota, Metazoa, Chordata, Mammalia, Artiodactyla, Cervidae. The record is from RefSeq and is a predicted model, not a curated record. Gene Ontology annotation, biological process: fatty acid beta-oxidation. Gene Ontology annotation, molecular function: enoyl-CoA hydratase activity. Gene Ontology annotation, cellular component: mitochondrion. Bases 56 to 1072 code for a protein of 338 amino acids.
GAGCGCGCGACGGGGGCGGGGCAGCAGCUGCGGGCCCACGCCGUAAACAGACAACAUGGCGGUGGCGGCUGCCGCGGCACCUGGGGCCUUGGGCACCUUGCAGGCCGGCCGUGCCCGCUUGGUGGCCGCUUGCUGUGCGCGGGUAGGCCCCAGGUGGAGGCUGUCCGGUUCCUGGACGUGGUCGCGGGUCGACUCAACGAUAUGGGCCCGGGGCUGGACGCCCGCGGCCGGGGGAGCGGCCUGUCAGAGGGGCUACAGCGCAGAGGUUAAGACUGAGGACGAGCUGCGUGUGCGGUACCUGGAGGAGGAGAACCGAGGAAUUGUGGUGCUUGGAAUAAACAGAGCCUAUGCCAAAAAUUCAUUGAGUAAAAAUCUUAUAAAAAUGCUCUCAAAAGCUGUGGAUGCUUUAAAAUCUGAUAAGAAAGUACGGACCAUAAUAGUCAGAAGUGAAGUCCCUGGCGUAUUCUGUGCUGGUGCUGAUCUUAAGGAAAGAGCCAAAAUGAGUUCCAGUGAAGUUGGUCCUUUUGUCUCCAAAAUAAGAGCAAUGAUUAAUGAAAUUGCUAAUCUUCCAGUGCCAACCAUUGCAGCAAUUGAUGGACUUGCUUUAGGUGGUGGACUUGAACUGGCUUUAGCGUGUGAUAUAAGAGUAGCAGCUUCCUCUGCAAAAAUGGGCCUGGUUGAAACAAAGUUGGCAAUUAUUCCUGGUGGAGGGGGAACGCAGCGACUGCCGCGUGCCAUUGGGAUGUCCCUGGCGAAAGAGCUCAUCUUCUCUGCGCGUGUGCUCGAUGGCCAAGAAGCCAAGUCAGUGGGCUUGAUCAGCCAUGUUCUAGAACAGAACCAGGAGGGGGACGCCGCCUACAGAAAGGCCUUGGACCUAGCAAGAGAGUUUUUACCUCAGGGACCUGUUGCAAUGAGAGUGGCAAAAUUAGCAAUUAAUCAAGGAAUGGAGGUCGAUUUAGUAACAGGAUUAGCCAUAGAAGAAGCAUGUUAUGCUCAGAGUUUGGAUAUUUGCCAGUUGGGGUAUGCCUACAUGAUUACUCCCCAGCAAAAACCCUGGUCUCUGAGUCUCUAAUGAGAUGUUGGACACACUUCGCAUAUUGUUGUAAUUUAUUACUAGAGGAGUUAAACUUACCCUGUGUGACUCUGCUUGGAGAACACCCUCAGAAGCAUGUGACCGUCUCCCCUGAUCUCUGCCCCUACCUUGUUUCAUUUGCUGCUUUUGCUUGUAUCCUUUUGAUUAUGUAGCAUGCCAUAGCUGUUAAUAUUUGCUGACUCCUGUGACUCCUCCUAGUGAGUUGCUGAAUCUGAAGACGGUAUUGGGACACUGACAUGCAAUUUUGUUUUCAUUCAUCUCAAUGUAUUUUAUAAUUUGCCUUGUGUUAUUUGUCUUUUGACCCUUUGGGGUUUUUAGGAUUGUGUUCCUAAAUUUUUACAGCCUUGUGAAUAUCCCAGAUUCCUUAUAAUAUUGAUUUUAAAUUUAAUUCCAUAUUGUUUGGUGAACCCACUUCAGUCACAUCAUUGUAUAACUUCAGUUCUUGGCAUUUUAAUGAGACUUGUUUUAUGGCCUAACAUAUAAUCUAUCCUGGAAAAGAUUUCAUGUGUAUAUGAGAAGAAUGUGUUUGUGCUGUUGGUGGAAGAAGUGUUUUAUUAAAUCUCAUUAGUUUGUAGUCUUGCUUCGUUCUUUUAUUUUCUACUUGAUCAUCUGUCUAGUUGGUCUGUCCAUCAUAGAAAGGGAGGUAUUGAUGUCUGCAAUUAUUAUUGUUGAAUUGUGUAUUUCUCCCUUUAGUUCUGUCAGUUUUUCUUCAUUCACUUUCAACUUUGCUGCUAUGCAUAUAUAUUUAUAAUUAUUAUGUCUUCUUGGUGGAUUAACAAUUUUAUUAUUAUAAAAUAUUCUUCUUUAUUUUAUCUGUACCAACUGUUUUUAUCUUUGUUCAGUCGCUCAGUCAUGUCCAACUCUCUGCAACCCCAUGGAUGCAGCAUACUAGGCUUCCCUGUCCUUCACUAUCUCAUAGAGUUUUUAUCUUAAAGUUUGUUUUAUCUAAUGUUAGUGUAGAUACGCCAGCUUUCUUUUGAUUGCUCUUUACAUGGUAUAGUUUUCCAAUCCUUUUGCUUUCAACCUCCUUAUGUCUUUGAAUCUAAAGCCUGCCUCAUGUAGACAGCGCAGAGUUGGAUUAUGUUAUUUUAAUUCAUUCUGCUUCUUCUUCCUUUUGAUGGAGGGUUUAACCAUUUACAAUUAAUGUAAUUAUUGAUAAGGUGAUAUCUACAUCUGCCAUUUUGCUAUUUGUUUACUACAUGUCACAUCUUUUUGUUCCUCUCUUAUUGCAUUACUGCUUUCUUUGUGUUCAACAGACACUUGCUAGUGUACCAUUUUAACUCCCUGGUCGUUUCACAUACUGUUUGCAACUUUGGACUUGUUUUCAUAAUAGUUUUUUGGGAAAUUGCAAUAUUAACUUAUAAAUCUAUCUUGGAUUAAUACCAACUUAAUUCCAAUAGUACAUAAAACAUCUGCUCUAAUGUAGCUUUGUACCCUUCCCUUCCUCUGUACUACUAUAACCAUAUAAAUUAAACCUUUAUGCAUUAUAAAUCUGUACGAAUAGCUUUAUAAAGAUUAAUUUAUGCAGUUGUCUUUGAAUUCUGGUGGGAGGGAUAAAGUCACAAACUGAAAAAUAAUUUCUACUGUUUUUAAUAUGUGUAUAAUAAUUAGUUUUAUCAGUACACCUAAUUUUUUGCGUGGAUUUGAAUUAUCCUCUUCUUGUUUAGUUGCUAAGUCAUGUCCGACUCUUUUGUGACCCCAUGAACUGUACCGCACCAGGCUCCUCUGUCCAGGGAUUUCCCAGGCAAGAAUACUAGCGUGUUGGUGCAUGUCAUGAAUGCUUGGUCAGGCAAUGGGCAACUUUGGUUUAGUCUUCACUUCCUGUUUGUACAGAGCCUCAAGGUCAACCAGAGGUAAGAGGGCCUCCUCAAGUCAUUCCUGGUUGUACAUACAGCCCUGCGUGUGCACACUGCAUUCUGCGUUACUAGGAGUGUGUCAGAGCUUCACAGAGCCCCUUGCGGGCAUCGCAGUCCCCCUUUUCUCAUUUUCAGUGUUUUGGUCACUUUCUUGUUUGUGUCAACUGUAAUCACUGCCUCAGACAAUUUGGAUGCUAAACUGGUCACUGGUUGUUUUCCACAAGUACUCCCGUUGAAAAAUCUGCUCACAGUGAGGGAGCUCUGAGUCAGCUCAGAUAAAGGCAAGCCUUUUGAUACGAGUGGGGUUUUACCACUAAUUGAUUUUCCAAGGAGCUGCCGGACAGGUCAGAUAAUACAAAUUUCUAGGAGGAGGGCUGUGGGAAGGCUAUUUACAUGGUGGUAGUCAGGUCACGGCUAUACUGAUUUUGAAGCUGUUGACUUUCAAGAUGUACAAGGGGUUUAGAAAGGAGGCUGGAUAUACGACAGUCACCACAGCUAGAGAAAGCCCAUGUGCAUCAAUGAAGACCCACCACAGCCAAAAAAUAAGAUAAAUAAAUAAAUCUUUAAAAAGUCACAGAGCUUAAUGUUCUCAUUGAGAUUCAGUCAUCUUUCAUGAUCAAAUGUUCUUUGGAUUGUUGCAAGUCUUUGGUUGAAUUCCAAAGUUCUGUAAACUUUGAUUUUAACAAUUAUUGCUUCCAUAGAGGAGAAGCUUUUGGAGAUUCUCACUGUACCAUUCCCACUGAUGUGACUCAUCCAGCUGAUUCUAAUGCAACUGUG